AUGCUUAUAGAAGGGCCAAGGUUUGAGACUGAACUUACAGGCUGUAGCUUUGGAUUCAGGUUCCUUUGCAGCUUGCCGGAGGGUAUCCGUAUAUGCUCGCAAUUUACGGGCUCGAGCGACUGCAAUUAUAGCGAGUGGUUGGCAGAGUCGAAUAUAUCAAAGAAAAACUCGCAGAGGGAAGUUGCAUGGUUAUCAUCUAGAUUACCACUCAGGGUCAGCCACUUCACGCUCUCUUCAUAA
Messenger RNA from Penicillium expansum, 240 nucleotides. RefSeq lists its product as uncharacterized. NCBI's taxonomy places the organism in Eukaryota, Fungi, Ascomycota, Eurotiomycetes, Eurotiales, Aspergillaceae. Bases 1 to 240 code for a protein of 79 amino acids. The record is from RefSeq and is a predicted model, not a curated record. The transcript has a single exon.